AACUCCCGACAACUUUCCCAGCUAGGUCGCAGCCUGGGGAACUAAGUGGAUUGUCCGGUUCCGGGACAAGCAGUGUGCACCCAUCGUUGGACCCACUCGGAGGAGGGCAUCAUGCCCCAGAACGUGGUCCUCCCGGGCCCUGCGCCCUGGGGCUUCAGACUCUCGGGGGGCAUAGACUUCAACCAGCCUUUGGUCAUCACCAGGAUCACCCCGGGAAGCAAGGCAGCAGCUGCCAACCUGUGUCCUGGAGAUGUCAUCCUGGCUAUUGAUGGCUUUGGUACAGAGUCCAUGACCCAUGCUGAUGCACAGGACAGGAUAAAAGCAGCAGGGUAUCAACUGUGUCUCAAGAUUGACAGGGCAGAAACCCGCUUAUGGUCUCCACAGGUAUCUGAAGAUGGAAAAACACACCCUUUCAAAAUCAACUUAGAAGCUGAACCACAGGAUGUGAACUACUUUGAACACAAGCACAAUAUUCGGCCCAAACCUUUCAUAAUUCCAGGCCGAACCAGUGGCUGCAGCACUCCUUCCGGUAUUGACUGUGGUAGUGGACGUAGCACCCCUUCUUCUGCCAGUACCGUUAGCACGAUCUGCCCAGGUGACUUGAAAGUUGCUGCUAAGAUGGCCCCUAACAUUCCUUUGGAAAUGGAACUUCCUGGUGUGAAGAUUGUACAUGCUCAGUUUAAUACACCCAUGCAGCUGUACUCAGAUGACAAUAUUAUGGAAACACUUCAGGGUCAGGUUUCCACUGCUCUAGGGGAGACACCCUCGAUGAGUGAACCCACAGCCUCAGUACCCCCUCAGUCGGAUGUGUACCGCAUGCUCCAUGACAAUCGGGAUGAACCAACUGCUCCCCGCCAAUCAGGCUCCUUCAGGGUGCUCCAGGAACUGGUGAACGAUGAGCCUGAUGAUCGCCCGGCUGGAACUAGAAGCGUAAGGGCUCCGGUUACUAAAGUCCACGGCGGAGCUGGCAGUGCCCCGAGGAUGCCACUCUGUGACAAGUGUGGGAGUGGCAUUGUAGGUGCUGUUGUGAAGGCCCGGGAUAAGUACCGGCACCCUGAGUGCUUUGUGUGCGCUGACUGUAAUCUCAACCUCAAGCAGAAGGGCUACUUCUUUGUGGAAGGGGAGUUGUACUGUGAGACCCACGCUAGAGCCCGUACGAGACCCCCAGAUGGCUACGACACCGUCACUCUGACCCCAAAGCUUAAGUCCUUUUGA
Molecule: messenger RNA, 1215 nt
Organism: Phodopus roborovskii (desert hamster)
Lineage: Eukaryota; Metazoa; Chordata; Mammalia; Rodentia; Cricetidae
Product: PDZ and LIM domain protein 3-like
Biological process (GO): muscle structure development; actin cytoskeleton organization; heart development
Cellular component (GO): Z disc; adherens junction; filamentous actin
Molecular function (GO): muscle alpha-actinin binding; actin binding
Source: RefSeq, a predicted model, not a curated record